Messenger RNA from Syzygium oleosum, 1487 nucleotides. RefSeq lists its product as uncharacterized. The coding region runs from base 1083 to 1316 and encodes 77 amino acids. The transcript has a single exon. Lineage: Eukaryota; Viridiplantae; Streptophyta; Magnoliopsida; Myrtales; Myrtaceae. The record is from RefSeq and is a predicted model, not a curated record.
UAAAGUCACGGGAUUGAAAUCGUUUUUCUAAUGAGAUCCAAAUACCAGAUAACGUUUUCGGUCACAUAACAUCAAAUAAAGAAAAAGUAAUCAUUUUCUUGAAAAAUAUUUUCUCGAAAAGUAUUUUUCGUUAUCAUGAAGUUUUUCCCGAAAUGAAACUUAGGAUAAUUUCUCUCGUUCGUGAUUGAUUGUUCUCCUUAGGAAAAUGACCCCCAUUAAUGUUGACCGUGUGUGAAAAUCUGGAAGACCGAGUUAGGUAGGAAAAGCCCAAUUUCAGUAUAUGCUUAUUGUGAGGAAAUUGCUUACAUACCUCAUAACAUGGAGAUGUGACGAUCACAUGGUAACUAAUGCCAACACAAUUAAGGCUGCAAAAUCACAAUAGAUUAAUUUAAUCAUCCUCCGUUUCCGCACGAGGCUUAAAUCGGGUCGAUACAACCAUGUCAGAAGGAUCCGUAGCCUCAUAUAAGCUACCGCCUAUCGUCUAGAAUGUCGGUCGAUUUUAUUCCCGCAUCGAUUAUUGUUCGCGGGUCAUCAAGCUCAAACUUUACUCGAUCCAAUAGAUACGCGUAUAUUAUUUAUCUUAUCCCUACCAUUAAUUCAAAAUAGCAUAUGUUGUUUCAUUUCUUAAUUUUGUUAAUGAAAUCUAUAAAGCAUUCAUCCAAAUUAAGCUAUUUCCUAGCAUCUAAGGCUUUCCAUCGUCCAUUCUAUCAAACACCGCCCUAUUCCAAUUUCUCCUGAUCCUCUCUUUUCUUUCGCACAGAACUUGUGCACAUGCCCACAUCAUCCUAACAAUAAUUUAAUUCCAACAAAUUAGAAAUGGGCAAAUCAGAGCGAUCCCACACACGUGUCACCUACGUGUCCGUGACACCUCACCUCGUGCCCCCAAGCCCCAAACGCUCCUGCGAACGCCACGUGGCAGCUGUCCCGGAGGAUGGGGCCCUAUAGAUACGUUCGAUCGGGCCAUUCCUCCGACUUCAUCGUCCUACACCAAACCUUUGCGUUUCCUCUCCAAAUCUAUCAUCUUUCACGAAUUCCCGUUCGCUCGUAAAACCUCCGCUCAUUACUCCGAAUCGCCCUGUAACAUGGCCCUCGGCAUCGGAAUCCCGAUAUGCGUGCAAUGCGGGACGGCGAGCAACCCGUGCCGGUGCAAGGUGGUGGGGCCGACCGUGGGCUUCCUGGCCUUCGCGGCCGCGGCCGUUGUCGAGUGGCCCGUCGGGGCCCUCGUCUACUGCUUCCGCCACGGCAAGGGCCGCCGGAUCAUGGCGCACCCCGCGACCGUGGUUUAUCCCUCCGUCAUCAAGGCAAUUCCCAUCUGAGCGGGACGAUGUGCAGGACACUGAAUUCGCGUGUUUUCAGCUUUUAUUGUUGUUAAGCUAUUUCUGGAUUUGGAAAAGUAGAAAGUUAUCUUCAAUACCAUUUCUUUGAUUUGCUUCUCGCUGGCUGAUACAUUUAGUUACGUUUUGCCUUUGAUAAUGAAGUUCGUUAUA